Molecule: messenger RNA, 1074 nt
Organism: Schistocerca serialis cubense
Lineage: Eukaryota; Metazoa; Arthropoda; Insecta; Orthoptera; Acrididae
Product: proline-rich protein 2-like
Exons: 5
Coding region: 219-917 (232 amino acids)
Molecular function (GO): zinc ion binding
Source: RefSeq, a predicted model, not a curated record
AACAAGGAAAAGCACGCAGUGAGAGAGUAGUGAAGGUAGGAAGCGUUGUGUUGUGUGUUAGAGAACAGAGGUGUGUAGUGCCGUGAAAAAGCUAUUGACGGGUGGUGUCUUAUAAGUUUGGUUGAUUGUUGGUCGGUAGUAGCCGGGUAGAAGAAGGAGUUUUGUACAGGAAUCAGGUUUCCAGGCAGCUGAAGUGAUUAAGAACAACUUGCAGAAAGAUGAAUAAAGCCUCUGCACCAUCAGCACCAAUGCCAGAGUUUGAAGGCAAUGAAUUUCAGGGCCACCCACCUCCACCGUCAUAUGAUCAAGCAAUGUCUGUUUAUCCACCUCCAGUAGCUGAAGCACGUCAGGGUGGACACGCACCCUACCCACCACAGCAGUUGCCCUACCCGCCGACAGCGGCACAGAUGUCUUAUCCACCAGCUGUGGCACAGCCGCCUUACCCAGCAGCAAGUUCUCAGAUGCCGUACCCCCCUGCAGGACAACAGAUGCCUUACCCACCAGCUGGACAACAGAUGCCAUAUCCCCCAGUGGGAACACAAACACAGCCGCCAUAUCCUGUGCAGCAGCCUCAGGGAUUUAUUCCAAGUGGUGAGCCACAUUCCAUUCCACAAACGAACAUUCCACCACCUCAGCCUCCCGCACCCCAGCAGACAUCAGUAACAACAGCAGUGUUUGUUAAUGGACCUGUGGCAGUAGGACCAAAACCUUGCAGACUGCGGUGUCCUAUGUGCCAUUCAGACAUUAAAACCAGCACGGUCACUGAAAAUCAGGCUGGGGCUCACAUCGCUUGUAUUAUUCUUUGCCUUCUUGGGUGCUUUCUGUGUAGCUGUAUUCCAUAUUGCAUGGAUUCUUGCAAGAUUGUCCAGCACAAGUGUCCAGUCUGCAAGAGUUAUCUUGGAACCUAUAAGGGCUAAACAAAUUCUGCAACUUGCAACACCGGUGCUCUGUGAUUCAUGGUUGCUAUGAGGAACGUUGCAUUUGAUACUCCAUUAUAUGUUCUUGUUACAUUGUAAUCUCAAUGUUGUAUACUACAUCUGUUGUUGUCGUCUUGCCAUUUCUGCACUGUAAUUU